AGCAACAGGUGUAUCUGAUUAGCCGAGUUAAACCAGUUAUGCGGUUUUUAAACUUUUAAACAAACACGUCGCUUUUUGUAAUACAUGCCAGUUUAAUGAGUAAAUUUGCGAAGUAACUUGAAUUUGGUUGAAAUGAGGAUAAACCGACUGUCGUAGUGUGUUAACAUCUCCCAGGCGAUUUUUUUUUUUUUUUUUUUUUUUUUUUAAGGAACUUUUGACCCGUCAACAAACGGUACUCCCGUUUACUCAUCAAGUUUUCGACUGACUGGAUGUAACGCUCUUGGAUUUGGUCGAGUCACCAACAACCAUCAUGCCUCAGCCAAUUGACAACAUCGACUUGGAGUUCCUCUCGGACACUGAACGGGAUUUGAUCCUAGAGGUCCUGCGACGGGAUGAGGAACUCAGGCAGGCUGAAGAGCAGCGCAUUCGGAAACUGAAGACUGAGUUGCUGGAAAUUAAGAGGAAAGGGGCAAAACGUGGCAGCCAAAGAUACAGUCAGCGGAGUUGCGCUCGGUGCCACGGUUCUCUCAGUUUGCUGGCAUUCUCCUCCAACCAAUGUAGCCACUGCCGUCACCUUGUGUGUGGCAAAUGCAGAACCAGCCUCGCCGAUGGAUCCUGGCUGUGCACUGUGUGCUUCAAAGAGUCGGAUUUAAGGAAGAGUACAGGUGACUGGUUCUACAACCUGAGGGUCAACCGAUUCUCCACCACUCCCGGCCACGAGCUCGUGAGAAGUUCUCUUAGAAAAAGGCCUCCGUUGAAAAACUAUGUGACAAUGGGAGACGUUCUUCUUAAACAAUCCGAGUCGAGCCGAGGGCCACCCGUUCCUGUCCCCCGGCAGAAAGUCGGAGCCAUCGGCAAUCGUCCUUCCAGCGAGAACUCCGGCUCACUUAAUUCACUUGCAUCCUUUGAAACAAAAGACGGUCCUCUCAGUGAAUACUCUGGAUCUAUUGCAUCAACGUCAUCUUACGAAAGAAAAGGGAUUGACGGCCUGUUUAAGCCAUCGCAGAGUGAUACUGAGUCUGCAGAAAUUUUCAGCCUCACGAGCAGCAAAACGGGCACAGAGUCUGGACGCGUGACGCCUGACCUGUCCAAAAGAGCGAUUCUCCCACCUAACUACAAUCAGUCCAGUGGGACUCUCUUACCAGACGCUGUAGGUAUCCACAGUUCGAGCACAGAUUCAAACACCGUCUCAGAAAUAAAGCAAGCUGCUCCAAGCCAAGAGUUUGAUGUUGACAAACUUUUUAAGAAGAGUGUCAAACGUGUUCAGAAUUCCCCAGACGUUGUCAACUCUGGGCCAGAUGGUUGCGAUCAACCUGACUCUUCUGAGUUCUCGGGUGACACAAAAGUCCCUGAAAUAAAGCAGGUCAUUCCUAACCCACAGUUUGAUGUUGAUAAACAAUUCGAGAAGAGAGUCGAACACAUUGAGAAUCCUCCCGAAGAUGUCAAAUAUGAGCUGGAUGUUUGUGAUCAGUCUAACACGUAUGAAAGCCUGAUGGACUUCAAGAGCCAAGUUUUCAACUCGCAAGUCCUAGAAAUAAAGCAGGCCACUCCCAACCUAGAAUUUGACAUUGAAAAACUCAAGGAGGGCAUCAAAAACAUUGAGAAACCUCCUGAAUAUGUCAAUGAUGAGCUGGAUGUUUAUGAUCAAUAUCCCCUAUAUGAGAGCCUGAACGACAUCAAGAGCCAAUUUGACCAAGGUUUUGACACGCAAGUCCCAGAAAUAAAGCGGGCCAUUCCCAACCCAGAGUUUGAUCUUGACAUCAAGAGCAUCAAAAACAUUGAGAAUCCUGAAUAUGUCAAUUUAGAGUUGGAUGUUUGUGAUGAGUCACACACAUAUGAGAGCUUGUAUGACAUCAAGAGCCAAUUAGUCCAAGGCUUGGACACACAAGUCCCAGAAAUAGACCAGACAAGUCCAAACCCAGAAUUUCGAGUUGAGACGAAUGUCCAACCUGUUGAGAGCUCUCCCGAAUGUGUCAAUUAUGGGCUGGAUGUUUGUGUUCAAUCGUCCACAUAUGUGAGCCAGGAGGAAAUAGAGAGCACAAUCAUACAAGGUUUGGUCAGACAAGUCCCAGAAAUAAAGCGGGCCGUUCCAAACCCAGAGUUUGAUCUUGACAUCAAGAGCGUCAAAAACAUUGAGAAUCCUGAAUAUGCCAAUUUAGAGUUGGAUGUUUGUGAUGAGUCACACACAUAUGAGAGCUUGUAUGAAAUCAAGAGCCAAUUAGUCCAAGGCUUGGACACACAAGUCCCAGAAAUAGACCAGACAAUUCCAAACCCAGAAUUUCGAGUCGAGACGAAUGUCCAACCUGUUGAGAGCCCUCCCGAAUGUCUCAAUUAUGGGCUGGAUGUUUGUAUUCAAUCUUCCACAUAUGUGAGCCAGGAGGAAAUAGAGAGCACAAUCAUACAAGGUUUGGACAGACAAGUCUCAGAAAAGAAUCAAGUCAGUGCGAGCCCACAGUUUGAUGUUGAUGAACUUUACACGAAGUGCGUCAAACACGUUGAGGAGCCUCCUGAAAGUGUCAAACAUGGGCUGGAUUCUUGCGAUCAAACUGUCACCCAUGCUGUCCCAGUGGCUGUUAAGAGACAGUUUCCACAAGGUUCGGACAUGCAAGUCCCAGAAAUAAAGCAGGCAAGUCCACAGCCAGAGUUUAAUGUUGAGCAAGAGUGUAUCAAAAACAUUGAGAAUCCUCCUGAAUGUGUCAAAUAUGAGCCGGAUGUUUGUGACCGACCUGGCUCCUUUAAGAGACCCGUGCCUGCCAAGAGACAUUUUUUACAAGGUUUGGAAACACAAGUGCCAGAUAUUAAACAUGUGUGUCCAAGCCCUGAGUUGGAUGCCAAGAAACUUUUCAAGAGGAGUGUCACUCGUACUCAAAAUCCCCCUGAACACCAAUCGGCGCUGGAUUUGCAUGAGAAUCGGGAUACAUUGGUGAUACCAAUGGGAAACAGGAGCCAAUCUGUGCCAGAUUUAGAAAUGCAAGAAGCUGAAGAGGAGGACAUUGACAGUUUGGUUGACAAUCAUUUAAGUGCGAUGGCUUCCAGUUCUUCAAGGAGCACGAGCAUGACGAGCAUUUACAGCGGCUCCGGAGACAAUUUCAGUUUGGAUAUAAGAGGGGAGGUGAUCUUUACCAUGUACUACGAUGAUGAUAACCAGAGCCUGCAGGUCCUAAUUAAGGAGUGCCGCAAGCUGACCUUUGGCGAUACAGUACGACAGACAACCAACCCUUACGUCAAAUGCUACCUCCUGCCCGACAAAUCUCGUCAGAGCAAAAGGAAGACCACCAUUAAGAGGCACACCUGUGACCCAGUUUACGAAGAAACAUUCAAGUACUCCAUUCGUCGCAACCAGCUGUUAACUCGAAGUAUGUUGAUAUCCGUGUGGCAUCACGGCCACCUCAGCAGCAACCCUUUCCUGGGGGAGGUGGAGAUCGCCCUGGACUGCUACGACCUGGACUCCCGAAUGGAGGAAUGCAUGGCUCUCAUGACAAAGGCUCCAUGCUGCAUACCGGCGACUGCCUUCAAUCAGUUCAAAGGAGAGCUGGUGAUCUCCUUGAAGUACGUCACACCUAAAGGCCCUCAGAUGCAGAAAACCAAAUCAUUCUCCCUCAUCCCUCCGGGCAAAAAGGUCGUGGAGGUGGCCGGCGGGGAGCUCCACGUUUUGAUUAAGGAGGCGAAAAACUUGAUAGCCAUGAAGGGAACCGGAGGCACAUCUGAUAGCUUCGUGAAGGGCUACUUGUUCCCGUCUAAGUCCAAGACCAACAAGAGAAAAACGCCCGUGGUAAAGAAGAACCUGAAUCCUCACUACGGUCACACAUUUGUGUACAAGGAACUGACCCUGGAUCAGCUGAAGACCAUGUGUUUGGAACUGACCGUAUGGGACAAAGAGCCCAUGUUGAGUAAUGAAUUCCUCGGAGGUGUGCGUCUUAGCUCUGGCGAAGGCAGUGUCAAAAUAGGAAACAACAAUGUGGGUAUGGAUUCAGUGGGUGAAGAAGUCAGCCUGUGGCAGAAAAUGAUGCAGUACCCAGACUCUUGGGCAGAGGGCAGUCUUCCAUUGCGUACCACCAUGAGGAAGAAGAAGGACAAAUGAGGACUCUGGAUCAUUUUUAUUUUAAGGACAGAAGCUUUUCUAGCGACAGACUGACGAUUGGCUAUGAGUAGACGUGACAUUUUUAGGGAUGCUCACAUUUUAAAGCACAGUCAUACAAAGUCUUCACGGUGUCAUGCAAUUUAUUAGAUGCAAAAAGGAAUUUUAUAUUUGUUCGUUACCAGUAUGAUAUCGAAUGUUUGUACAAGGUUUUGAGGAGAGAUUUUUAACUUUCAUGGUUGCCUCCAACAUGUUAAUCAAUAAAUAUUGACUCAGUA
Messenger RNA from Corythoichthys intestinalis (scribbled pipefish), 4356 nucleotides. It is a transcript of the gene sytl4, whose product is annotated as synaptotagmin-like 4. Gene Ontology annotation, cellular component: exocytic vesicle; plasma membrane. The record is from RefSeq and is a predicted model, not a curated record. Gene Ontology annotation, molecular function: neurexin family protein binding; small GTPase binding. The coding region runs from base 311 to 4081 and encodes 1256 amino acids. The transcript has 35 exons. Lineage: Eukaryota; Metazoa; Chordata; Actinopteri; Syngnathiformes; Syngnathidae. Gene Ontology annotation, biological process: intracellular protein transport; exocytosis.